AUGGUUACUGAAAUGAGGGACAUCCACAUGGUUGGUGAACUUGAUGUAGAAGACUCUGUAAAUAACAAAGAUACCAUCAAUCAAAAUCCAAUUGUAGAAAUCACUGAAGAAGUUCCAGUUGGGCCUGAUGUUCAAGCAGCAUCCGGGCGUGAGUUGAUUUCUUCACAUGCCAAUACUGAUCAACAAGAAGAUGAGAUUGAACCGAAUAAGUUCAUUUCUGUGGAGACAAAAACCAAACAAUCACUUGAUGCAGAACAUGAAUUUGUUGAAAAAGUUCCUGUUUUAGAGAUUCCAUCAAUAGCUAUUUCACCAACACAUUCAGAACGAAUUAGAAGGCCACGUCCAAGUCCAUUGGAUAUCCGUCUACAUAAAGCACAUUCACAUGAGUUGGUGGAUGAACAAAACAUGAUAGAACCAUGUUUGAUGAACCAACAACACCCACUUGGAGAAACUGAUAUUAGCUUAAAAACUCUUCAGGGAAAUGAUGUAAUACCACCUGACCAUUGUCCUAAAGAAACAGAGGAUCAAAGCAUUCAAAAGCGUUCUGCGUCAGAGAAAACUGUAACAGCAACUAUCUCCACUGAUUCAGAAACAAGGAGCACAUCACUAGGACCAUUUCUUGCUCCUCCAGAGAAGAGUAUUAAGAGAAGUGUUGAAGAAGGAGCUACACCAGCGAAUGCCAAGACAAUAACAUCAUCAACUAAUCCAGAAUCAGUUAGUUCUUUAGCAGGCCCAUUAGUUACUUCUGAGCAUAAAACAUAUCCGCUGGAAGAUGGUGAUGGCCAAACAGCCACACCUUCUGUUUUAGGUGUCACCACAGAGCCUGAUACCACUAUAGAUGUUGAUCUCAGAGAGUCUCAGGGAACUUCCGAGUUUGUGGUUGCCCUAACUCAUGCUCCUGUUUCUUUAAAUGAAGAUGCUUCCAUGAAAGUAAGCUCAAUUAUUGAGGAACAUAUUUAUAACCCUCACGACAUAGGAGUUUCAGAAUCUAAGCCCUCUCCUAUUGCAUACAAGUCUCCUUCGUUGUCGUUUGAAGGAUACUUAAUGACUCUUUCUUCAAUUCCAGGGAACCCUUCUAAAAUCAUGGAGGAUUUAAAUUUUGCUUCUCUUGUCAAAAGGGAGCUUGAGCAAUUGGUCUCUAACAAGCAUUUGGCUUCUGAGAAUUUUUCUUUAUUGACUGAUUUUCUUGUGAAGCAUCCUUCUGUUCAUUUAAAUGACAAAACACUUAGUAACAGAUAUAAGGGUUAUGCUUACAAUUGUCUGGUUGAACUAUUGAAAUUCCUCCAAAUCCAUAGUGUGAAGGAUGUGUUAGAGUCAAGCCACUCUGAUUUUGUGGAGUUAUUACAAGACGUACGCAAAUUUGGUUUUGAUAAGGAUUGGUUGGAUGAUGUUGAGAGACGCUCCAUGUUUCCUGGUAUACAAGUCUCUCAAGAUGCACUACAGAAGUUAUUAGACUCAAAGCGUAUUUUGACUCAACAUGUGGAGGAUCUUAAGCAUCAAGUGGAGGAUCUUAAGCAUCAAUUGGCGUCCUCUCAAGCAGAUUUGGAGAGUAUCCUUCAGCAGGAGACUCAGGUUUUAGAAGCUAGGGCUGCUUUGAGCGCUCCUAUUGGCUAUUAA
This is a messenger RNA of Gastrolobium bilobum, 1617 nucleotides long. RefSeq lists its product as uncharacterized. Lineage: Eukaryota; Viridiplantae; Streptophyta; Magnoliopsida; Fabales; Fabaceae. The transcript is spliced from 7 exons. The record is from RefSeq and is a predicted model, not a curated record. The coding region runs from base 1 to 1617 and encodes 538 amino acids.